AUGGGCCCCUGUACCGCCUCCUCAUGCUGCUGCCAGGCCCGUAAUCUGCCAUGGGCCCCCGUACUGACUCCUCAUGCUGCUGCCAGGCCCGUAAUCUGUCAUGGGCCCCUGUACCGCCUCCUCAUGCUGCUGCCAGGUCCAGAGUGUCUCAUGGGUCCCUGUACGGCCUCCCAUUGCUGCUGUCUCCAUCGCCACACUCUGCCAUGUGCCACUUUCAGGUCUCCUCACACUGCUGGUGGGUUCCAUUUUGUCAUAGGGUGCUGUAUGGCCUCCCAUUGCUGCUGCCUCCACCACGCCACACUGUGGCUCCACACUCUGGUUUUGGCCCCGUGACUGCCCAAAUGAGUGAAGUGUGCGGUGAUUCUAAGAUCGACGGCUCAUCUGCAUGUCAUACUGACUGACAGUAUUAUUUCUCUUCCCCAGCAGACUCCAAGGGCAUUUAAAUUAAAGGUACAGUGUUCUGCACUAAUAUAA
Staurois parvus is the source of this 474-nucleotide messenger RNA. The record is from the annotation of a GenBank genome assembly. Lineage: Eukaryota; Metazoa; Chordata; Amphibia; Anura; Ranidae.